Messenger RNA from Trematosphaeria pertusa, 1212 nucleotides. RefSeq lists its product as uncharacterized. The record is from RefSeq and is a predicted model, not a curated record. The transcript is spliced from 3 exons. Gene Ontology annotation, biological process: small GTPase-mediated signal transduction. Gene Ontology annotation, molecular function: GTPase activity; GTP binding. Bases 477 to 1076 code for a protein of 199 amino acids. Lineage: Eukaryota; Fungi; Ascomycota; Dothideomycetes; Pleosporales; Trematosphaeriaceae.
UGCAUCCCCCGAACCUGAUCGCUAUCCGCCAUUAUUAAAGCCGCCGCGCCGCCCGUCUCGCGCCGCAACCUCCAUCCUACGCCUUCCACCCGCUUCCACAGCCCCUCGUCACCGCAAACCACGCGCUCCUCUCUCGCUCCUCUCUCGCUCUAGUCUUCCCUGACCUGCGUCUGCGGGAUUGUCCCAGCGACCGAUUUCUCUUCGGCCCAUCGACUCUUCGACCUUCGACCCUCGACCCUUCGCAUCUCUGCCCUCGGAGGCGAGCCGUACGACCUCAAUUCAGACAGUCCUCGUCGACAUCACGCGGCAGUUGCAAUUGCGUUUGAGGGCUUACACCGCACUUGGAGGGCGCUUUCCCCUUCUGAGAGCAGCGAGAGUGGAAGCCACGAAGCAACGUGCGAGCUGAGCCAACGACUCCUGCCAGUCCUGUCAAUUCGUUCCCCUGUUUCCGCGGUCGCCGUAUUCCCCUCGACACGAUGGCACAAAAUGGCGAGCCUGUGAUGCGCAGGAAACUAGUCAUUAUUGGCGACGGAGCUUGCGGAAAGACCAGUCUUUUGAGCGUCUUCACCCUCGGAUAUUUCCCUACACGUUACGUGCCGACGGUCUUCGAGAAUUACGUCACGGACUGCAGAGUAGACGGAAAGUCGGUGCAGUUAGCGCUUUGGGAUACGGCCGGCCAAGAGGACUAUGAGCGACUCAGGCCGCUCGCCUAUUCCAAGGCCCAUGUGAUCCUGAUAGGCUUCUCGGUCGAUUCUCCGGAUUCGCUCGAGAACGUCAAGCACAAGUGGGCUGAAGAGGCCCGAGAACGAUGUCCAGGUAUCCCGAUCAUAUUGGUUGGCCUCAAGAAGGAUCUCCGCGACGAUCCCCUCGCCCAGGAAGAAAUGCGGAAGAAGUCCCUCAAGUUCACCACCCCGAAAGCUGGAAGCGAUAUGAAGGAGAUGAUCGGCGCAAGAAAGUACCUCGAAUGCUCCUCGCUAACGGGUGACGGUGUCGACGACGUGUUUGAGGCUGCGACUCGCGCCGCCCUUCUGUCCGUGGACAAGAAAGAGGGAGGCGGCUGCUGCGUCAUUCUAUGAAGCGACCUUAUCAUCGAUUGUAAUUUUGCAUUGGGCGGUGUUUUCUGGGCGCUUGUUGCUUCACUCCGGACUGCUUCACCUCGCUAGUCAUUGCUAAGCGUCGGCUUCCCUCAGUCAGCUCGUCUCUCGGCAUAGC